Aspergillus alliaceus is the source of this 183-nucleotide messenger RNA. RefSeq lists its product as uncharacterized. The coding region runs from base 1 to 183 and encodes 60 amino acids. The record is from RefSeq and is a predicted model, not a curated record. NCBI's taxonomy places the organism in Eukaryota, Fungi, Ascomycota, Eurotiomycetes, Eurotiales, Aspergillaceae. The transcript has 2 exons.
AUGCCAGUCAUACCUUCUGACACUACAAACAUCCCCCCAACGGGCAAUAGCUCCAACCAGAAUGAACAACAAAAGGCCACUGCUCAGGAUUUUCUGUCGAAAGGGCCACAGAUCCCGGACAAUAUGCCACCCAAAGCUUCCAGGGAGGAGAUUGAAGCACGCAAAAAAGAGCUGAAUAAAUAA